This is a messenger RNA of Trichogramma pretiosum, 3264 nucleotides long. RefSeq names its product anoctamin-1-like. Gene Ontology annotation, biological process: chloride transmembrane transport. Gene Ontology annotation, cellular component: plasma membrane. The transcript is spliced from 11 exons. Lineage: Eukaryota; Metazoa; Arthropoda; Insecta; Hymenoptera; Trichogrammatidae. Gene Ontology annotation, molecular function: protein dimerization activity; chloride channel activity. The record is from RefSeq and is a predicted model, not a curated record. The coding region runs from base 368 to 3067 and encodes 899 amino acids.
CCGCGCCGACGACGCCGCGAUAAGUGGGUCGUCAAUUUGCCUUUUAAUUCUUAUCUCCCAUAUCGUGUUUACAAUUAAUAAGUAGCUAAUCGGUUCUGGAAAUACGAUCCAAGCUGAUAAGUUCUCAAAUAAGUUUCAUUAGUGAUUCCGAAAGUGCCCGCGAGAUUUCGAAGCUUGAAAUUACAAAGCUCUAACUAUGCAUUUAGGGGAAAAAAAUCCGGUUCAAGGUCGUGUCUGCGUCUAGCCAUGGAUACUUUUCAACUACACGGGAUUGUAUUCCGAUAUUGUCGACCUGUUUCUAAGAAAUUUUUUUGGACUUCGAUCGUGACGCAUAAUUGACCGAUUCGAAAGUCAAGCGUGGACCAAAAUGGAUUCAUAUAAAACUACAGCUGACAGCCAAGAGAAUAACACGCCUGAUAUUUCGCCAAUAGAAUUUAUUCAAAAAAUUAUAUCUGUUGAACAAGAUGAUUACCAUGCACAAUCGGAAACGAAUCUUGAUGUUAAUGAGGAUGAAGAAAAUCCAGUUGAUUUCGUGUUGGCCUUUAUGGAUAAUGGUAAUGCAAACCAAGCCCAUAGAAGGGCACAAUUUGAAAGCAGUCUAUUGGAGCAAGGACUUCAGUUAGAGUAUGAACAGACUGGUAGCUUAGGUUUUGUUAAAAUCUAUGCUCCAGAGGAAGUCUUAUGUAGAUACUGUGAAAUUAUGAAACUUAGGAUGCCAAUUAAACCAUUGCCUAAUGAAACUAUUAUCGAAGAAACUGAUUUAAUCGAUGAUGCAAAGUCAUGGUUUAUUAAGUUAUUUAAUUUUGCUCAGCUAGACAAAUCCAAAUUUGUGCCUAAAGAAUAUCAGCUAGCUGCUGAGUAUUCUAGAGAUAAAGAUUAUUUAUUCGAUACCAAGGACAAGAAUUUUUUUACUACUCACAUAAGGGUAAUGAUAGUGAAUUUUAUUUUGGAGAGACAAUGUGAAGGUAUUCAACGCUUAUUAGCUACAGGCGUUUAUUCAGCUGCAUACCCAUUGCAUGAUGGUACAAUAAAGCAAAAAGGAUGUACAAGAGCACUACUUUAUGAAGAGUGGGCCAAAGCUAAGCAUUGGGUUAAGAUUCAGCCACUCGACACUAUAAGAGAAUAUUUUGGAAUCAAUUUUGCCUUGUAUUUUGCAUGGCUUGGGUUUUACACUUAUAUGCUUAUUCCAGCUAGCAUUGCUGGUUUAAUAACAUUUUUUUAUGGAGUAAUAACUUUGAGUUCAAAUAAACUUGCUGAAGAUGCUUGCAGCGAAUGGGCUAAGGAUACUAUUAUGUGUCCCCAAUGUGACAAAACAUGUGAUUUUUGGAGACUCAGCGAAACCUGUUUACUUACUCGUGUAACUCACUUAUUUGACAAUCCAGCCAUGCUAUAUUUCGCUACAUUUAUGUCCGUUUGGUCUGUAUUUUACUUGGAAUUAUGGAAAAGAAAAGCUGCAGAGUUGAGUUACCGUUGGGGUCUAGGCGGUUGGGACAGAGGAUGCGAUCAUUCGCGGCCUCAAUAUUUGUCCGCACUUGCAAAUACUAAGUUAUUCAAAGUCAAAGAAAAACUUAAUCCAGUUACUAGGGUAAAAGAGCCCCACGUAAGUUUUUGGAAAGUUCGUGUCCCAGCGACGUUUUUUAGUUUUUCGAUAGUCAUGCUUUUGACUGCCAUGGCACUCGCGGCUGUUUUUGCUGUAGUUUUGUAUCGGAUGGCGAGCAUAACUUCAACGUCUCUAUUUGGUCGAGAAGUAGACUCACAAACUUACAAAAUAUUUGCCAUACCUGCCAUAGCAGCUGGAAUAAAUCUGGCUUGCAUUUUAGUUUUGAAUUAUUUUUAUGAUUGGUUGGCUGUGUACUUGACAGAAAUGGAACUCCUUAGAACCCAAGCAGAGUUUGAUGAUAGUUUAACUUUGAAAGUCUACUUAUUUCAGUUUAUCAAUUAUUAUGCUUCGAUUUUUUAUGUAGCUUUUUUGAAAGGCAAAUUUGUCGGUUAUCCAAAAAAGUACAAUAAGAUUUUGGGAUUUAGACAAGAAGAAUGUUCGCCUGGAGGGUGCUUACUAGAAUUAUCUAUUCAACUAGUCAUUAUAAUGGUCGGGAAGCAAGCCAUCUACACCGUCAUGGAAAUGAUUUUACCAAUUCUGUACAAGUCUUGGGCAUUGUUUAGGAUUCACACUGGUUUAAAACAAAAAGAUCCUAUUGUGCCCCGGAGGCAAUGGAUACGAGAUCUUAAACUGCUUGAUUGGUCUGCAAGAGGAUUGUAUGACGAGUAUUUGGAAAUGGUGAUUCAAUUCGGUUUUAUCACACUCUUUGUAGUAGCCUUUCCCUUAGCUCCAUUUUUUGCCUUGGCGAACAAUGUUUUUGAAAUGCGUUUGGACGCGGCCAAAUUUUUACGUCAUUAUCGUCGUCCUGUGCCGAGAAGAGCUCGCGAUAUUGGUAUAUGGGGUCAGAUUCUCGACGCCUUAGCCCGUAUCUCCGUUACCACAAAUGGAUUUAUCAUAGCAUUUUCGUCGACAUUCAUACCUCGUUUGGUGUACAUGAGCGUGGUUAGUCCUGAUCAUACCGAUGCAGGAUUUUUGAAUCAUAGCUUAGCUUACUUCGAUACAAAGGAUUUUGCUAAUGGUACUGCUCCAUUGAUGACAAACUUUGCGAAUGUUACCACAUGUCGCUAUACUGAGUAUAGAAAUCCUCCCGAUCAUUUUGAGCAACCUUAUAAGAGACCUUCAAUUUAUUGGCACAUUUUAGCGGUCAGAUUGGCUUUUGUCGUAGUUUUCCAGAAUGCCAUCUCAUUGAUGACCAUGGCUGUCCAGUGGUGUUUGGCCGAUAAGCCCCGAAAACUUCGCGAUCAAAUAAAGCGCGAAGCUUUCUUGACUGAAGAAUUGAUUAUUAAGCGCGAGGCUGAGAGAGCUCGUAAAAAAUUAGAAGAACAAGAAAUAUUCGUUCAUGGUGAUUCUAAUAUUAGAAAAAGAAAUUCACAUUACAGCAAUGCUUCGGACAAUCAAGGAUUUGCGAAUGAAAAUAGCCAGUUCAUACGAAAUUCAAACUACUCCGAAUUUUCUGUUGACCUUUAAUAUUUAUGAAAUUAAUAUGCAUUUCUCAAAGUGUUUUUUGAACUUUAUAAUCUUGAUAAGGUUUUUCUGAAUCUCGUUGUUAUCUCUCUAUACGUCAUGCUUAAUUUUUUUACGUUAAUGCAAACGUAUACUUUGAAUAUUUUCUAUGCAUCUUCCGCUUCCUGAUGUACAGAAAAAAUAAAUUUUAUUGAUAUUUA